Aureobasidium namibiae CBS 147.97 is the source of this 1746-nucleotide messenger RNA. RefSeq names its product alpha-glucosidase. Gene Ontology annotation, molecular function: alpha-amylase activity. The transcript is spliced from 5 exons. Gene Ontology annotation, biological process: oligosaccharide catabolic process. Lineage: Eukaryota; Fungi; Ascomycota; Dothideomycetes; Dothideales; Saccotheciaceae. The record is from RefSeq and is a predicted model, not a curated record. The coding region runs from base 1 to 1746 and encodes 581 amino acids.
AUGUCAAAGAUUGAGCCUUCCAAGCGACAGCGCGCCUGGUGGAAGGAAUGUGUGGUAUAUCAGAUCUAUCCAGCUUCAUUCCAAGAUACCAACGAUGAUGGUUUUGGAGAUGUCAACGGGAUCACGAGCAGACUUGACUACCUGAAGGAGCUCGGGAUAUACAAGAGUCCACAGAUCGACAUGGGCUACGAUAUCUCUGAUUACACCGACAUUGACCAUCGUUAUGGAACUCUCGCGGACGUGGACAACCUGAUCGCCCAGCUCGGAAAGCGUGAAAUGAAGCUCAUGAUGGAUUUGGUUGUCAACCAUACCUCGGACCAGCAUUCCUGGUUUCUCGACUCCCGCUCCUCCACAGACCACCCCAAGAGAGAUUGGUACUUUUGGAGAAAGGGCAAAGUCGAUAAAGACGGUAGACGUAUGCCUCCAAACAACUGGUGCCGCAUCUUGGACACCACGAAAUCAGCUUGGCAGUGGGACGAGAAGACCCAAGAGUAUUACUUGUCUCUAUUUUCACCAGAGCAGCCGGAUCUCAACUGGGAAAACUCAGACGUCCGUGAUACCGUCCAUAGCAUCAUCCGCUUCUGGCUAGAGCGCGGCGUGUGCGGAUUUCGAAUGGAUGUCAUCGACCACAUCUCGAAGACUCCGGAUUUUCCGGAUGCCGAAAAGACAAUUCCCGGUCAAUACUACCAGCCUGGUAAUGCCUUUUACGCUAAUGGGCCCAGGCUGUAUGAGUAUCUAGGCGAGAUCAGGACUGUGCUUGAUGAAUACGAUACGAUCACCGUUGGCGAGAUGCCUUUCAUUAACGACGAGGACGAGAUCAUCCGGACUGUGGGCAUGCAAGGACCACUCAACAUGAUAUUCCUCUUCAAGAUCUUGAACAUGGACAAUUCACCUGGUCAGUCCAAGUGGUCGUAUCAAGAGUGGGACGCUACAGACAUGAAACGAAUCCAUGACCAGACCCAGAAUCUGAUGAUUAAACGUGGCGGAUGGAAUGCUGUCUUUACAGAGAACCAUGAUGGUCCACGAUCUAUCUCUCGUUUUGCCGACGAUAGCGAUCAAUGGCGUGAGUUCUCUGCGAAGAUGCUUUGCACCAAAUCCAUCACACUUGGAGGAACUGAAUACGUCUACCAAGGCCAAGAGUUAGGCAUGAGGAAUAUUCCUCGUGACUGGGCCAUUGGUGAAUACAAGGAUGUCGAGUCGCAAAACUAUUGGGAAGCUGCCUCGAUACAGUAUGCCAACAACCAUCGCAAGUUGGAUUGGGCACGCGCGCUACUCCAACUCAAGGCCAGAGACCACACCAGAACUCCGAUGCAAUGGAACUCAUCACCGCAUGCUGGGUUCUGCAAAUCGCAUAUCAAGCCAUGGAUGCGAGUCAAUGAUGACUACCCCAAUGUGAACGCGGCGAGACAGGUUCCUGACACUGAGUCAGUCCUAUCGUACUGGAAGCGCUGCCUGAAGUUUCGUCGAGAACACAAGGACGUCUUCAUCUAUGGUGGUUUCCAGAUCCUGGAUCCAGAAGAUAAGGACGUUGUCGCAUUCCGUCGCUUCACUGACGAUGAGUGUUUUGUAACUGUUACAAAUUUGACAGGAAAGCAUAAGGAGUACUUGGGACUGCGCGAGGUCGAUGUUCAGGAGUGGAUCAUUGGUAAUUAUGAGCUUGGCUCCCAUAACCAGAACUCGAACGACCUUUUAAGAUUGCGACCAUGGGAGGGCGCAAUUGGAAGAUGUCGAGUCGCAGACGCUUAG